CAGGACCUGUGGGUGCUGCACCACUUCGGCGGCAUGCCGCGGCCCGGCUUCUUCCUGGAGGUCGGGGCUAACCACUCGGAGGAGCUGUCCAACACCCUCCUGCUGGAGAGGGCCGCCGGCUGGAGCGGGGUCUGCGUGGAGCCGUUCCCGAGGGGCGACUGGUCCACGCGGCAGGGCUCGGAGCUCGUGAGGUGUGCCGUGGGCCCGGACGGCAAGCGCCUGAGGUUCAUCGCUCCAGGCCACGUGCUCGGGGGGCUCCUCGAGCAGGUCGACCUGCCGCGCGUCCGGCGGGACGUGCCGCAGGACCAGCAGGCGAUCGUGGAGG
Prorocentrum cordatum is the source of this 325-nucleotide messenger RNA. NCBI's taxonomy places the organism in Eukaryota, Dinophyceae, Prorocentrales, Prorocentraceae. The record is from the annotation of a GenBank genome assembly.